Messenger RNA from Syngnathus acus (greater pipefish), 1180 nucleotides. RefSeq names its product eukaryotic translation initiation factor 5A-1. Lineage: Eukaryota; Metazoa; Chordata; Actinopteri; Syngnathiformes; Syngnathidae. The transcript has 6 exons. Gene Ontology annotation, biological process: positive regulation of translational elongation; positive regulation of translational termination. Bases 315 to 782 code for a protein of 155 amino acids. Gene Ontology annotation, molecular function: translation elongation factor activity; ribosome binding; RNA binding. The record is from RefSeq and is a predicted model, not a curated record.
UGAAGGGGAAGGGAGGGGGCGUGCCGGGGCAGUCUGACGCCACAACCAAAUAACGAGACCGUAGAGCGGGCGUGUCCUCUCUAGUCCGGCGUCGGACUUUUGACGAUUGAGUCGAGGGAUGAAAAAGCCGCAGUAGCGUGCUUACCUAAACCAACAACAGUGAAACAACAACAGCGGCAACAAAGCCAAUCGGGACUGAAAUGAAAGACUAAUAACGAGGUAGCUAGACACGGGAGAGCAAGUGGACGACGAGGCCACUCCACAGGGGGACUUAAUAGUGAAGCCACACAGGAGAUUCUUUGUACAACAAGGACAUGGCCGAUGCAGAACUGGACUUUCAGACGGGCGACGCCGGCGCGUCAGCCACCUACCCCAUGCAGUGCUCAGCCCUGCGCAAGAACGGCCACGUUGUGCUUAAAGGUCGCCCCUGCAAGAUUAUGGAGAUGUCCACCUCCAAAACGGGCAAGCACGGCCACGCCAAGGUCCACCUGGUUGGCAUCGACAUCUUCUCCGGAAAGAAGUAUGAAGAUAUCUGCCCUUCCACCCACAACAUGGACGUUCCCAACAUCAAGAGGGUUGACUACCAACUGAUCGGUAUCCAAGAUGGCUACCUCUCCCUGCUCCUGGACAGCGGGGAGGUCCGAGAGGACCUGAAGAUCCCAGAUGGUGACCUGGGCAAAGAGAUCGAGAGCAAAAAUGAAGCUGGGGAAGAAAUCCUGGUGACCGUUCUCAACGCAAUGGAUGAGGAAGCUGCCAUCGGCAUCAAAGCUUUUGGGAGAUAAGCACCAAGUGUGUUACAGGGGCUGCCGGACCUUGGGGGGCAAAGGGAGGACGUGUUGCUAUCCUCCUUUCCUUCUUUCUUUUUCAUAGCUCUCCCUCUCUCUAUACUUCAGAGCAUGGGUUUCUAAUGUUUAUUAUGAUUGUAUAUUAGGAGCAAUUGGGUUCAAUGCCCACUGAGCAAUUUGGGAGUAUCCAAGUGGCAUUAAUGCGACUCUAUUUUUAUUUUGAAUCUUUUUUACUUGAUCCCCCGUUUUGUCAAAGGGCUUCAUUGCAAAAAAUAACGGAAGCUUGCCAUACAUUGCGGUUUCCUCUCAAGCGCGGCUAAAUUCGGUUCCCGCCCGUGUUUAUUUUCCAAACGCUCGUUACAGGAAGUCCAAUUAAAAUGGAGGUAACCAACUAG